AUCAAGUCCAUCAGAUAGCCUACAUGACAUUUGUCUACAAGACCGGGGCAGCAGCCAGACUCAUGGAUUGCACAGCAAAGAGAGUUCAACUGCUCCUCUUCAUGGCGCUGGUGGCGCACGUGGCGCGAGACGCUGAGGGCGUGGCCUCCUGCUGCACGAGCACUUCGAGAUCCUGCAAAUUUUACGAGCUGCUAUGCCGCGCGGGAAUCCGAAACGAUACUUCUAUCGCCAGGCAUUUCGGUCGCUUUAAUAACGACGCUGCUGUCGGGAUUCUGACUCUUGGCAAACGUAAAGUGGGCGAGAGACGCGUCGAAGACCGCCUGCAACAACUCCUGCACGGCUCACGGAAUCAAGCCGCGGGAAUCCUGACUAUGGGAAAGAGGUUCGAGGACGGGGGGCACCUGCCGCUCGUGCACGCGGGAGGGACCGAGAGCGCGCCCGUGAGACUCGGACUGGAGCGUCCGAUGAAAUAUCUGAUACCCACCACGGUACUAGAAGAUUUGGACGCGUAUGAAAAACGAUGA
Rhinichthys klamathensis goyatoka is the source of this 524-nucleotide messenger RNA. It is a transcript of the gene hcrt, whose product is annotated as hypocretin (orexin) neuropeptide precursor. The transcript is spliced from 2 exons. The record is from RefSeq and is a predicted model, not a curated record. Lineage: Eukaryota; Metazoa; Chordata; Actinopteri; Cypriniformes; Leuciscidae. The coding region runs from base 24 to 524 and encodes 166 amino acids. Gene Ontology annotation, biological process: neuropeptide signaling pathway; feeding behavior.